Messenger RNA from Paralichthys olivaceus (Japanese flounder), 3764 nucleotides. Its product is annotated as interleukin-17 receptor C. NCBI's taxonomy places the organism in Eukaryota, Metazoa, Chordata, Actinopteri, Pleuronectiformes, Paralichthyidae. The record is from RefSeq and is a predicted model, not a curated record. Gene Ontology annotation, molecular function: interleukin-17 receptor activity.
GCUGUUAUGCUGCAGCUGAGCGUCAGUGUGGAUCCACGGGUUUCUACGGGCUCCGCUCUUUGUCUUCGGGAUGAACUGACUGGAGCUCAGGGGACAAGACUCGUGCGUCGGAGAGAAGCUCCCUGUGCCAAGCGCGCGGCCGCUCCGCUCUCCAAGCCAUGGACUCCGCGCUGCGCCUCCACCUCCGGAGGCCACGGUUUCACUUUGUGCUCCUGCUGCUGCUCCAGCUGCGCCUCGGCCUGUUGGUGUCCGCGGGAGAGCUGGAGAUGAUGGAGCAAGACGCACCUGAGCUCAUGUGUAGCGAGGGUUUGUGGGACUGCCACGUGAAGUCAGUCUCUCAGUUCGCUGCUGCGCUGCCUGAUCCUAACGAUGCAGUGCAUGUUACACACGUGCAUCUGAAAGUGAUGCUGUGCUGCUCGGAUGCUCAAGACUGUGAACCCUGCCUGCGGAUCAUCAUCACAGUCAAAGUUGCUGAAGAGGUUUCUGAGGAGUCAGUGGAAGACGCCGAUAAACAGGAGUUAUUCAGCAUGAAUCAAAAGAUGGAGGGAAGUGGUCAGAAUGUGCUCCCCCAACCAACAGCUUUGGUGAAAGUGUGUCUCAGCUCUCCAGGCCACAGUGAAAUUUGUAAGAUGCUAAAUUUCAAACUGAGUCCCUCAACUUUAGCUUCUCAACAGCCCACACAUAAGCAGAUGCAGCUGCUGUUGACGGAGACGGUGAUGUUCGACAGUCCUGUUGUGGUCCAAGUCCACGCACAUUCAAAGGAAACUCUCAAUGUCCAAAAAAUCACAAUCCCGUCUUUAGAAGAAGUUUGCUCCAUGAACCUGGAGGCGCAUGUAAAGGAAUGCGAUGUUCCCAGACUCCGAGCUGAGACGGAUCCCAGGAAAAACGUGGUCCUCCUCCACCUGGAAAACACUAAAGCCAGACAAGAUGAUCUCAUGUAUCAGAUGAUUUGGAACGAAAGACCUGGAGAGAUUCUUGCAUGGCCCAAAGGCCAGAGAGAAACGGUCAUAUCUUCAAACUUUGUUACACCAUGUCUGUGCUUCCAGGUGUGGUGGAAGGGAAAAGCCCUUCGAAGAGAAUUCUGUCCUUUCAAAAACCAACAUGAUGCAUUUGAAAGAAUGCAGCACAAUGUGUCUGUGUCCCUGGAGGAGUUUCAGAUGAGGGACGGUGGCACAGGGCUUGGCUGGAAUGUGACUGCCCCCUGCAGACUGGAGGCAGAGGUGUGGCUGUGCAAGAAAGAGCUGGCAGGAGGCCGAUGUGAGGAGGUGACCGGCUCCAGACAGCGGCUGCACAACCAUGCACAUGCUGGCUGGAGGACAACACGCAAUGGACACUGGACGACAGGAGAGUUCAAUGUGUCAUCACACCCUCUGCUUUGUGUUCAGAUAAAGAUACAUGGGAUGGAGUCACACUUGGAGCCCCAGUGUCCAUUUACAACAUCUCGGUGGAAAUGGAGCCUGCUGCUCCUCAUCGGAUUACUGCUGAUAUGUUUGGCCAUACUCGGAGCCUAUUUCAUACAAGGGGUUGUGAAAGGCUACGUAUGGCGAUGGUUGAAAGAGGACGACGUGAAAGGUGCAGUGGGUGGUGGUCAUGUGGUGUUGCUGUACCCACCUGAUGGUAACCAGGGCUUGCCGGAGCUGAUGUGUCACCUGGGCUCGUCCCUCCAGGCCCUGGGCUUCAGCGUGUCUCUGGACCUGUGGAGCCAGGCUGAGCUCAGCAUGCUUGGCCCCGUCCCUUGGCUCCAUUCAAGACUGGACCGUCUUAAGCGGCAGGGAGGCAAAGUGGUGCUAGUUCUAACCCAGGCCACCUGGAUAAAGGCAGAAGAAUGGGGAGCUCAGAGCUGGGAGAGAAACACCGCCAGCAAUGGGAAUAGAUACAAGAAGGAAGAGGAAAAAGGGAGGAGCGACGCUGCUUCCGCUCCCUGUGUGGAUGUCUUCAGUGCUUCGUUUAGCUGCAUUCUAGCAGACUAUUUACAGGGCCGUGCGGGGGAGCGGUUUAUGUUGGUACAGUUUGAAUCACUUCCACCAGAGACUCAAGGUGGUGCUUGGCCGCUACCAGAACUCUUUCGCGGCCUUCAUGUCUACAGCCUCCCCUCCCAGAGCCUGGGCUUUCUGACUGAGCUGGCUGGAGCUCGGCAAAUGGCCACUGCAUCAGCCAGACGGAAGCGGGCAGGCGGCCUCAGGGUGGCGUCCCGAGCUUUGGCGAGAGGGCUGUCUGGGUUCACAGCAGGGACAACAAUACUACGCUUUCCAGGGAAGUCCCAGAGCUGUGUUGGGUUAGGUGUAGAAGAGUCUGGAGAAAUGGUUCCAUUGCAGCCAUGUCUUAUUACUCCUCCCUCCAGCCCCGAACACAAGCCCCAAUAUCAACGAAAUGGAAUGGGUCUGACAGCAGGAGAGUAUGACCCAUGAUGAGCAGCCAGUAAUGACUUGAAAGAACCUGAACACUCAGGGAGACUCAUGAAUGUCAAUGUUGGUGUUCAGAUUUUGCAUUUGCUGGUGAAAACAUCAGGGUUCCAUAACUGUGGGGAAGAGCUUCCUUCACGUGUGUGGCAGCAGGAAGAAGCUGGGUUGUUAUUGUUUGAGUUGCUGCUGCUCCAGAGAAAUGAAAGUGCAUAACAUUAAAAAUCAACACUAAGAAAAUUCACAUCAGUGAUUCAUUACUAAGUGGUCUGUGGUGAUAUAGCCUAAUUUAAAAAAACCUUACUGUUUGUUAAACUUUAACUCUGAGUGUCCUUGUGGAAUAUGUUGGUUCUGGAGUUACUCCCAUAUUGUACUGUGCUGUGUACUGUGUUAAAUGUUAAUGUCAAGGACACUGGAAGAGGGGUUGCUGAGGAAGCUGCCGCAGCCCCUACUGGCAAGAAGUUCUAACUACAUGGCAAUAAUAUAUGAGAAUAUUUUAUUUGACUUCAGAAUAUUCAAUGUGUUUUUGUGAAGCGGUUGCAAAUAUGUGCUGUAGAUAACAUUAGGUGCAAACUAAACAGAUUUCAGUGGUGGUGAUAAGAUUUGUGAUUUUUUCCUGGCCCCCCAAAAGCCAACCAAUGAUAGAAAAUGUUUUAAAAAUGAUGCUACAUAUUGUUGGAUAUUCAAAUUAACACAAAGCCACACCCCUGCUGCAGUGCAUUCAAUAUGAUGUAGUUGCUGUAGAUAGACUUUCAGCAACUCCACCAACCAAGUGACCUCCAGCGUCCCUGUGACAGCGUGUAGUGGUGACAUGGCUCAAUAUGUAUCCUCCUCAUAAUCUUGUCCUUUUUAUGCGUAUUACACAUUCUGCUAUUAUUGUACUGUUUAUACAAUUUUGUUAUCACAGAUCCACACACUGAGUCCUUAAGUUCAUUAAUCGUACCUGUUGAUCACUUCCCACGCAGCAGAAGUGAGUUUUGAUGACCAGAGUGGAAUUCAGACAUGUACUUAAAGGACACUGGUGUUUCUUGGUAAAAUGUUGGUGUAGCUCAGUGUUUAUUCUGAGAUCAUGCAACAGUUGAGUCUUUCCAUCCGCAUCUUUCAUAUUUUGGGGAACUAUAUAUAUUAGCUGCAAAUACAAGUUGUAAAAUUGGCCAUAUUCCAUUUGGCUUAUUGGAAGUUACUAAGAACAGUUGCUGGAAUGUUUAUUUUGACAAUAUUCUAAUAUUUAUCUGGUGACCUGAUCGUAUCUUGUCCUGUAUCAUCUGUUAACACGUAGAUGAGGUCUGGAGACGUCUCCUUACUGUCUCCGGUUACUCCAUUGUCACCAGGUAAUAAUGUUUCUUGUUGUGUGCACCGACCUUA